This is a messenger RNA of Dreissena polymorpha, 1124 nucleotides long. RefSeq names its product 39S ribosomal protein L49, mitochondrial-like. Gene Ontology annotation, cellular component: ribosome; mitochondrial large ribosomal subunit. The transcript is spliced from 4 exons. The record is from RefSeq and is a predicted model, not a curated record. Gene Ontology annotation, biological process: translation. The coding region runs from base 33 to 686 and encodes 217 amino acids. Gene Ontology annotation, molecular function: structural constituent of ribosome. NCBI's taxonomy places the organism in Eukaryota, Metazoa, Mollusca, Bivalvia, Myida, Dreissenidae.
GUCACUAUUUUGAUUUUAACACAUGGCGCGAAAUGCAAAUCUUACGAACACAAUAUUUCCUGUCCGAAAUGGCGGCGCCCUUGGUCAGAAAUAUUCGUGCAUUUGGAAUUUUUGGAAACAAAAUCGCACAGAUACGACAACAAAAGUUGUUAUUUCUGGCCAGUAGGGCAGCAAGCGGUAGCAAAUGGAAAGGCACAGAAGUAGACCAGGAUCCGUUUCAUUACCAUGACAACACCGUCCCAUAUUUCCCAGAAGAGUCAGCAAAAAAGAGUCUUGAGGCCGAGUACCCAGACGUAGAAAUCUCAACGGAGGAUUGGCACUAUGUGGAGCGUGUUCUUCCCCCCAAGACUGUGCCUGAACCACCCCAACAUGAGAGCUACCCUACAGCCUCAGGAUGGUUGCCUCCUAACACAAGCUUGCAGCCGAAGGAGUAUGGUAUAGUGCGGACCCGUAACCACAUGUUACCACUGUAUUACCGGAAACACUUCCAUGGCAAGGAGACUACCCGGAUUCUACACAUUGUUGGCGACAUUUGGAAAUUUAAAAAAGAUGUACACGACUAUCUCACCAAGGAGAAGGGGGUAAGGUCAGUCGACAUACAGGUUCAUGAGGUGGGCAGGUUCCUGCGUUUCCGUGGUAACCAUCUCGAGAAUGUGGCAGAGUUUCUACUGCAGAAAGGAUUCUGAAGAAUUCAGUGCAUUCAUUGUUAAAAUAAUCUGGUUUUUGUGUGUAAAUGUGUGGUUGGUGAAAUAUACUGUUAUUUACAAAUAAAAGGUUAUGAAAAGAAUAUUGAGUAAAGAAAGUGACACAUUCUUGUUGAAACUGCAGAAUUCAAAAGAUUCUUGUUCGUCUUUUUUAAAGCAAUACAUUUUGUGACACACAUUAAUUGUUUUAUCUGCUGAUGAAUGAAUCUGCAAACUAAUUGUUUAUUAAGACAUGUGAAUUACAUUAUAUUUUUCAGCACAGUCAUUGAUUUUGCAUCUACAUAUUAAUUAAUAUGUAUAUAUCACUGACCUUUAAUUUAGCAAAGUUAUGCCCAUUUUUUUUUAAUUCAGGUUUACAAUUUUAUGCUAGUACUCCUUAUCUUUAUAAAUGCCAUAUGUCGAAAUAAAACUUAAAAUUUG